Messenger RNA from Thecamonas trahens ATCC 50062, 761 nucleotides. RefSeq names its product Qb-SNARE. The record is from RefSeq and is a predicted model, not a curated record. The coding region runs from base 51 to 746 and encodes 231 amino acids. The transcript is spliced from 2 exons. Gene Ontology annotation, cellular component: Golgi apparatus; ER to Golgi transport vesicle membrane; endoplasmic reticulum membrane. Gene Ontology annotation, biological process: intracellular protein transport; vesicle fusion. Lineage: Eukaryota; Apusomonadida; Apusomonadidae. Gene Ontology annotation, molecular function: SNAP receptor activity; SNARE binding.
CCGUCUUGCUGGCUGGUGGGUGUGUGUGGCGAAACCGUGUUCCUCACACCAUGGCGACAGAGGACGUGGACGAUUACCACGAGCAGCUGGUGGAAAAGUGUGCAGACAUUGAGCAUGCCAUUGCCAACCUGGGCACCAACCCGGACAUGACAUUGGAGGAGGAGAUUGGCGAGGUGAAGCAGGACCUCAAAUGGGCUAAGCAGCUGAUGAUGUCGUACCGGGUGGAGCUUCGCGACCUGACGACGGUCCAGCAGGCGACGUACCGGCAGAAGACCAAGGCGCACACACAGCGGCUGCAGCAGCUGCAGGUCGAUCUCAACAUGGCGGUGAAGGAGGCCAAGCGGCAGGCGCUGUUGCCUGCUGCCGGCGAGGAGGGCGUGGAGCUGGGCACCCGCGAGACGCUGUCACAGGCAGAGGCGCUGCAGGGCCAGUCGCAAGCCUCGGUCGCCCGCUCGAGGGCUAUGGUUGAGGACACCAUCGAGGUGGCGGCAUCAACAGCAACCACCCUGCAGGGCCAGACCGAGCAGCUGGGCCGCAUCCACGCAGGCGUCGAGGAGGUCGAGUCCAACAUGAAGCGCGCUGACCGCCAGCUGCGCAUCUUUGCCCGCCGCAUGAUGACCGACAAGAUCAUCCUCUGCCUCAUCUUUUGCAUCGUCGUCGCCUUUAUCAUGGUCAUCAUCUACUCGAGCAUCAAGGGCCGCAACGACAAGGAGACGUCGGCGCCUGAUGAGUUCAAGCCGCAGUAAAAGCCGAGUUGCCCG